ACCCCUCCAGCAGCAGCAGUGUAGAUCCGGGUUACCAAUGAUCAGGGCACCGGCUGCCUCUAAGCUGUGUGUGUACCGCUGCUGCCGCUCCAUGUCCUCAGUCUCCCUGCAGCUCUCCCCGGACCGCUGCCUCUUUGAUGCCCCCCUGAGGCUCCGGGCGUCCGGUCUGAGCCCCGGGCAGGACGUCACCGUGCACACAGCUCUGGCCGAUGACGGAGGGGAGAUGUUCACUUCCCUCGCCCGCUACAGGGUUGGCAGCAGCGGGGAACUGGACCUUACCCGCAGCCAGGCUCUGGAGGGCGGGAGCUUCACCGGCAUAGAGCCCGAGGGGCCCCUGUGGUCGUUGGAACCCCGCACUGCCUACAGGAGAUUGCUGAAGAGAGAGAUGAAAACUCCGUUCCAGCUGCGCUUCUCCCUGCACCGGGGCCACGGGGAGCCCGGGCCUCUCCUAGCGUCAGCCACCCAGGAGAGGAGCUUCAUGGGUGAAGGGGUUACCCGGGUCCAUGUGCGACAGGGCAGAGUGCGGGGCAACCUGUUCCUCCCUCCCGGGCUCGGGCCAUUUCCUGCCAUUAUGGACCUUUAUGGAACAGGUGGAGGUCUCAUGGAACACAGAGCCAGCCUGUUGGCCAGCCGUGGCUACCUAACUAUGGCACUGGCAUAUUUUGAUUAUGAUGACCUCCCAAACAACCUUGGAGGGCUGCACUUGAAUUACUUCAGAGAAGCAUUGGAAUUCCUAAAGCGUCACCCAAAGGUGAACAAACGAGGAGGAAUUGGGAUAAUCGGCCUUUCUAAAGGUGCUGAACUGGCCGUCACCAUGGCGGCCUUCCUUCCUGGGAUCAAGGCAGUUGUCAGUGUCUCUGGCUGCAAUGCCAAUACUUUUGCCCCUUUACCAUGUGACGAUUUUGUGCUGCCAUGCCUGCGGUUCAACACUGAGAAGAUCAAGUUCACCGAAGCUGGGGAAAUGGAUUUUUCUGAGUCCAUGGAUGAUCCCAUGGACCCAGCAUGCCAAGAGUGCCUCAUUCCAGCCGAGAGAUCCUCUGCUGCCUUCCUGCUGUUUUCUGGACUGGAUGACAAGAACUGGCCCAGUGCAUCUUAUAGCAAACAGCUGGUUGCUCGUCUCAUUGAGCACAAGAAGGACGUGGAGGCUUAUUACUAUCCAGGAGCUGGCCACCUCUUGGAACCUCCUUAUUUUCCUCUGUGCAAUGCUUCCAACCACAAGCUAUUGGGUAUGCCAGUGCUGUGGGGAGGCCAGCUGAAAGCGCAUGCCAAAGCACAGGAGGACGUGUGGAAAAAGAUCCAAGCUUUUUUCUCCAAGCACCUUAAGCAAGAUCAUUUGCAGAGCCACCUGUAGGUCCUACCUGGGUUUUAUGGAAAGAGUAUACCUUGCUUAAAUAGCCAUGUUCCCAUCUAAGCCUCACCAGUAACUGCCAUUGAUUCCAUCAUUAUGUAGAACAGAAAUUAAAAGCCAAUGUUGUAACUGUAAAAACCAGUGGUACAAAUUUCUAAUAAUAAAGGAGAUAUACUUUCAAA
Molecule: messenger RNA, 1530 nt
Organism: Pseudophryne corroboree (corroboree frog)
Lineage: Eukaryota; Metazoa; Chordata; Amphibia; Anura; Myobatrachidae
Product: acyl-coenzyme A thioesterase 1-like
Exons: 3
Coding region: 38-1351 (437 amino acids)
Biological process (GO): acyl-CoA metabolic process; fatty acid metabolic process
Molecular function (GO): fatty acyl-CoA hydrolase activity
Source: RefSeq, a predicted model, not a curated record